Molecule: messenger RNA, 1678 nt
Organism: Drosophila rhopaloa
Lineage: Eukaryota; Metazoa; Arthropoda; Insecta; Diptera; Drosophilidae
Gene: Rpn13R
Product: proteasomal ubiquitin receptor ADRM1 homolog
Exons: 1
Coding region: 598-1551 (317 amino acids)
Biological process (GO): ubiquitin-dependent protein catabolic process
Cellular component (GO): nucleus; proteasome regulatory particle, lid subcomplex; cytoplasm
Molecular function (GO): proteasome binding; endopeptidase activator activity; ubiquitin binding
Source: RefSeq, a predicted model, not a curated record
AAUUAAAGGUCAAUUGCCGGCCAGGCUGGACAGCCAAACGGCUCACGCUGAAGUAGCCCAUAAAUGAGGCGAUGUGAGGGUGACCCACCACAUCUAGCUAUAUGUUACUUAUUUUUUAAACAAAAACUUUAUUGCUUUCAAUGUGCGUUUAAUUUGCUAAAUAAACACGAAGAAUAAAAUGGUGUCUAUAAAUGAUACACCAUAUAAAUUAUAGUUUUUUGAUCCAAAAAUAAUAUCCAAGCAUUGGUAACAGUGCGGAUGAGUGAUAAUAGCUAAAAAUGUAUGUGACUGUGCGUAUGAGUAAUUCUCUUUAAAAUUUUCCUUUGUCGAAGAGUGGUUUUUUAUAUAAUUUCUCUUUGAUAGCGCUAACCUAAAAAAUGUUUUUUUAUUUAUUGACAGAAGAAUAAAUAUUUAGGCUUAUGCUUAACACUCGAUACGGCCGUAAACGCAUAAACUUAAAAAUAAAAAUUAAAUAUAUUUUAUUUGUUUUAAGACACAAUCCAAGCAACCGUAUGCAGUUGUUGACAAUGUAAUUGUGAAAUCUAGAAAUCAAAUCACUCAAAGCAGUCGUAAUAGCUUGAAAAUUUCCUGUAGAAAAUGGCUGAAUCGCAGUCCCUCAAUUUGAUCGAAUAUAAGGCCGGUCGCAUGAUCAUGCUGGGCAAGAUGAUCGAGCCCGAUGGGCGCAAGGGGCUAUUCUAUAUGCGCCGAACCGCCGGCGAUAACCAGGUGCACAUCCACUGGAUGGACCGGCGAUCCGGGGCCGUUGAGCUGGACAUCGUGGCCACGCCGGGUGCCCUCGAGUUUCGCCGCAUCGAGCAGUGCGUAACGGGUCGGGUUUAUGUCCUCAAAUACACCCGUUCGGCGCAGCGUUAUUUCUUCUGGAUGCAGGAACCGCAGGCGGACAGGGAUGCAGACUUUUGUCAGCGGGUCAAUGAACUAAUUGCCACCGGUGAACGGAAAUGGGAUGAGAUUGCAGCGGUCGAGGGAGACGUGGAUACGGAUAUGGAACAUCGAAAUUCUCGUCGCGGCGGCGGUGGUGAAAUCGAGGAGUUGCGAGUCCUUGAGCAAAUGCGUCAAUUUCUAGCUGCCAAUUUGCCUGAAAAGCAAGAAACUUGCUCUCAAACUAACCAAAGUUUGGCAAAUUCACAGACGGGCAGUGGAGAAGUACUGGCCUUUCAAAAUCCCGAUAUGUGGACACCAAACAUGGAAGCUAUUUUUCGUCCUCAUGCCAUCGAAGCCGUAAACAAUCUUCUAGUGUCCCCAAAGCGGCGCCAACGAUUGCUAGCUCAAUUACCCAAGGAUCCCGAAGAUGAGGGAAGGAAGGGGGAGGAGGGGGAGACCAAGAAAAUACUCGACCACCUGCAUUCCCCAGAAUUCAACGAAGCAUUGUCCGUGUUUUCCCAAGGCCUGCAGUCGGGGGUCCCCAGAUCGGUCCUGAAGCCACUACUUAAAGACAAGAAGGCCUUGAAUGCUGCCCGAGCUGGAGAUAUUGAGCGUUUUCUACGUGUCCUGCAUCGGAACCCACGAGAUUACAGUGGGCCAACCGAUUGAACCAAAGUGUCUCAUAAAUAAGUCAAAAUAACAAAAAAAAAAAAACGCAGAAAUAUACAAGUAUAUAGUACAUAUCAUACAGACGAAAUAAAAGAAUAAAAUAAAGAGAAAAGCGUACAAAAUGCAA